Messenger RNA from Penicillium argentinense, 777 nucleotides. RefSeq lists its product as uncharacterized. NCBI's taxonomy places the organism in Eukaryota, Fungi, Ascomycota, Eurotiomycetes, Eurotiales, Aspergillaceae. The transcript has 3 exons. The record is from RefSeq and is a predicted model, not a curated record. Gene Ontology annotation, molecular function: ATP binding; protein serine/threonine kinase activity; protein binding. The coding region runs from base 1 to 777 and encodes 258 amino acids. Gene Ontology annotation, cellular component: cytoplasm; nucleus. Gene Ontology annotation, biological process: mitotic DNA damage checkpoint signaling; protein phosphorylation.
AUGCGCGUGGUGAAGGUCGUCGGCAAACGCGAGAUGGAGAAAUGCAAGAUCGACUACAGAAAGGAGCUGCUUGCUCUGGCAAAAUCCUCCAAUCCCAGCUAUCAGCAAAAGGACGUCCUGCCUCAAAACAUCUUCGUCGUCCAAAAGUCAGCCGCUCCAUGCUGGAUGGUGAAGAUUGGGGAUUUCGGAACUUCAAAGCGCGCGCAGGCGGAGAUAGAAUUUCAUACACAAGCUAGGACAUUCGCGUAUAGGGCUCCGGAGAUAAGUGGCCUAUACGAGUCAGAUGAGCUCAUCUCUGGAUACGACCAAUCGGUUGACAUGUGGUCCUUGGGCUGCGUCGCCUACGAGAUCAUUGCUCAGGUCGCGCCUUUGCCCAAGCCAUUGACCAUAAUGAACUUCUGCAACGGAAGACAUAGCUCCCAGAAGAGGGAUCAGCAUAAAAUCAGCUCGGAUGGCAUGGAUGUCCUCAAGUUGCUGAUUAAAGCCGACCCGAAAGAGCGAUUGACGGCAGAGAGUGCACUGGAAGCUCAAUGGAUUCUUCGCGAGAGCAGCCCAGUCUUGCUGUUUAGAAGUGCCGCCGGAAAUGGUGAUCUCGAAACUGUGCGUCUUCUCAAAGCCGGAGUCAACAUCGAUACCGUGGGCUCUGAUUCUUGGGCCGCAUUGAAUGAUGCCGCCUACCAUGGCCGACUAGCAGUGGCCAAAUUUCUCGUCCAAAAUGAGGCUUCAUUUGGAUUCUCAAUGACCUGGGGAAUGUCCCUUGCCGUUCGGCCGCUUUGA